AUGACUUUCUCAUCGACGCUCCAGCUUCGUGUGUUCGGUGGUCAUUCUUUAGACAAUACGAUGGGGCUUGGCGACAAAAGCGAAGACAACAACGCAAAUUUAAAACUUCGGUGCUCGGUUUCAGGUGAUGGCAGGUGGCCAAGAGUCCAGCGUGAAGACUUUCGUCUAGAAGGUCUACAGAACUCAAGUGCAUCCAGCGGAUCCUCAGCUUCUUUGUCGUCGGCGCUUCAGAGAAGUGACAAUGAUACUACACCUUUGUCGUCAGGAUUUCAAGGUUGUGAGUCAAGUGGUCCGUUGGUUGUUCCUGGCAGCUGUAAUGGAAGUGAAGUUUAUCAUCAUGCAUAUUGGAACAUGAUCUCAUCAAACUCUUUCGACGAGACAUACUUGGAAAGAGACUACGCAAAUGGAGGGAUGUCACUAGCGUCUUCAACUUCAUCUUCUCCCCUCAACCACCUCAACGAGCCAAUGAACAACCUUGCAUUGGAGAACGGAGAUCACGAUUUACCAGUCAUUUCAAUGCCAUAUCCAGGCACCAGUUGGUUCAUGAGCGGUAAGACAGAAUCUGGGCCUGGCAAUACGUGUUCCUUACCGGCAUUUGGGGGACUUACUUGUCGUGCGCAGGCGUUGAGUACAGCAACGACGGAAAACAGUACUGCAUUCAGAGCCAACACUUGCUCUCCGAGCUUCCAUUCAGAAGGUACAGGCUAUCCGAUCACUACUGGAAAACUACCUGGCGACAUUAUAUCAUGCUCAUCUGAUGCUGCCUCUCCGGUACAAAUGGAAAGUGUUGCUCCGUGGCUUUCGCACAAUCUCGAGCCGUCAGAGCUACUUUUUGAAGACAUAAACACUUGGACUGGGGCUGCUACAGACGUUAGCGACAACCAGCACUAUCAACAACAGCCCUUCUUUAGUGCAUCAUUGAACAAAACUGCGUUAAACGGAUACCCCUACUUUGAGGACACAUUCAAUGAGACAAACCACGCGAUACCUCCUUCACACCUCACCUACGUACCAUCGUACCAACGCCACCCACUGCUUACAACCGUAUCAUCAGCAUCUCCCCUCUAUCGACCAAUUCAGAAUCACGAAGAGAUAUUUUCCACAACCGGUGACUGGACGACGAAUCAUGUCCAUCGCCAAUCGACCCACUCAACAGCUUGCACGACCCCCAGUGGCGAAAUUGAGCGUUUGGAAGUCCACAUCGACGAAAAUGAUCACAAAAUUCAGCGAUCAUGUGCAUCUGAAUCGCUGCGUGGUGCUGAAGAAGGAAACACGAUAAAACGCCUACUACAUACGCCAACUCUCAACCAACAUGACGUUCGCAUGAACCCUUCAGGCGCCGUGCUAGGAGCAGACAGCUCAAUGCCUGCAGACGUAAUGAUCCUUCCAGCUAUGAAUCCUGUGGCUCCAAACGAGUCUGCAAAACUCCAGCUACUGACAGCUUUGAACAACUGUUACUGGAAGAAUGGACGAAAAAACCUGCAGUGUUUUCCGUCAUGCCCCGAGCACCACGAUUUCUACUCUAUGAAGAUGAAUAAUCGUAAGCAUUCGAGUGUUGGCGUGUGCCGAGGGCCCGUGUAUUGUCACGCAUUCACGAAUGCAUCUAAAUUCUUGCCGCCGACAUCUUCGCAGCAGAUGAAACGUGAAAGUGGUCUUGGUCUUCCUUGUGGUAGUAGUUGUGCGCGUGAGAUAUUUGUACUUGGUCGUUUUGAGCGGGUACCCCAACAAGAAUCUACAAAUCUCUUGGAGGAGCUGAAUGUACCUCCGUCAUUCCCAAAUGCUGCAGCUUUUGAACAGUUCCAACUUACUUGUUUCCAGGCCGUGGAAAUGGAAGAGCGACGUGUAUUGCUCCCAGAAUCACCUCGUGACCCACCAAAGGAAGCUUUUAACUCACCUAAAUUGAAAACGGGUCAUGCGCAGAACCGCUUUAUCCGAAGCACUUGGUUCUUCUUGCCCGAUGUAUGGAAGGUACAGCCUAUGUUGAAAAAGAAGCGGAAGGCGACACGCUCAGCCCCAGCCCAGACGUUUCCGUUUUGUUUUCGCAUUUUUAUCUACACACGUGAUAUUGACAGUCCUGCAUAUUCCUGUAUUGCUGACACAGCUUCGACCUUCUUCGAGCUCUAUUCGACGCGAACCGUUGACCGUGUCAAACGCAAGUAUUGGAGUAGCGAAGCCACGUCAAGAACCACGAACCGGCGUUUAAACAAACAGCGGGGGCUUCAGCGGUUGUAG
Peronospora belbahrii is the source of this 2232-nucleotide messenger RNA. The record is from the annotation of a GenBank genome assembly. Lineage: Eukaryota; Oomycota; Peronosporomycetes; Peronosporales; Peronosporaceae.